This is a messenger RNA of Emericellopsis atlantica, 1284 nucleotides long. Its product is annotated as phosphoserine aminotransferase. Gene Ontology annotation, biological process: L-serine biosynthetic process. NCBI's taxonomy places the organism in Eukaryota, Fungi, Ascomycota, Sordariomycetes, Hypocreales, Bionectriaceae. The transcript has 2 exons. The record is from RefSeq and is a predicted model, not a curated record. The coding region runs from base 1 to 1284 and encodes 427 amino acids. Gene Ontology annotation, cellular component: cytoplasm. Gene Ontology annotation, molecular function: pyridoxal phosphate binding; O-phospho-L-serine:2-oxoglutarate transaminase activity.
AUGCCUUCUCGCGAGGACAUUACCUACUUCGGCGCAGGCCCAGCGCUUUUGCCCACAGAUGUCCUCGAGACGGCCGCAGCUUCCUUGCUCAACUACAAAGACACUGGGCUCGGCAUCGCAGAGCACUCGCAUCGCUCCGAGCUUGCCACCAACAUUAUCAACGAAGCCAAGGCCGACCUUGCCUCGUACCUGGACAUCCCCGAGGACUAUGAGGUGCUCUUCAUGCAGGGCGGUGGAACGGGCGAGUUCUCUGCCACGGCGUACAACCUCGUGGGCGCCUGGGUCGAGCGGAAGAAGAAGGCCAUCUUCGGUGACCUCAAGGCCGACGAGGUGAACGAUCCGACCCUCAUGCAGCAGCUCAAGACGACCAUCGACAAGGAGCUGAAGCUGGACUACAUCAUCACCGGUGGAUGGUCGCAAAAGGCGGCGGCCGAGGCCGCUCGACUCCUGGGCCCUGAACACGUCAACGUCGUUGCGGACGCACGUCAGAUCAACGAUGGCAAGUUUGGCAAGAUACCCGACGAAUCCACGUGGAAACUGUCCGAGGAUGCGGCCAUGGUGUACUACUGCGACAAUGAGACCGUGGACGGCGUCGAAUUCCCUGCCUUCCCCAAGUGCCUCGAGCCCAAGGCGGAUGGCUCGGGCCCCAUUGUGGUGGCCGACAUGUCUUCCAACAUCCUCUCGCGCAGAGUUCCCGUCCGCAACUUCUCCGCCAUCUUCUUUGGUGCGCAGAAGAAUCUGGGCUCGACGGGCGUGACGGUCGUUAUUAUCAAGAAGGAUCUCCUGCCGCCCAAGCUGCAGCAGCCGUCGGCCAGUCUGAUGAGGAAGUUGGCGCUGCCCAUUCCUCCCAUUAUCCUGCAGUACGAGAUUAUCGCCAAGAACAACAGUCUCUACAACACACUGAGCAUCUUUGAUGUCUACGUUGCUGGGCAGGUGCUGAAGAAGCUGCUCAACACGUAUCCCGACAAGGCCGCCGGCCAAGAAGCCGUCUCGGCCAAGAAAGCACAGCUCAUAUACGGAGCUCUCGAGGCGCACCCGGACGUGUACAAGAUCGUCCCCGACAAAGCGGUUCGGUCGAGGAUGAACAUCUGCUUCCGCGUGACAAAGGGUGGCGAUGUCGACGGCUCAGAAAGGGCCUUCCUCAAGGAGUCAACGGCACAAGGAUUGACGGGUCUCAAGGGCCAUAGAAGUGUGGGUGGAAUCCGUGCAUCGAGCUACAACUCGAUUCCCAUGAAGGGCGCAGAGGCCUUGGCCCAGUUCGUUGAGGAGUUUGCAAAAGCCUGA